AACCUUUCUUUUGCACCUGAAGGCAACACGACGAACGAACGGAAGUGACGUUAUGGUCGUCAAGGGACGUUUUGGUUUACGGAAGUGAUUGAGCUGUUGGUAGUUUGUUAAAGAGCGAAUUACUGACCGCAUUUAAAACCUUUUCAACGACUAAAUGAAUGUUUUUUGGUAACAUUGCUUUGACUUGCAUCUGUUAAACCGAUAAAGAAGUCGAAUGUGUCGAUAUUUUUUCCGGAAGAACAUGACACACAUAUGAUGCUAACUCGGUUAGCUUCAUAAACAUCAACAACACGAACAACAUGGCAGAUGUUCGUCCUCCCGCUCCAGGAUCGGUGCUAGUAAGUGACUGGCAUCGAUGUAAGGAGAGCAAAGAGUUUUUCAACAAGAUUCUCCACAAGAAAAUGCGCAAAAACUUCGGCCUGUUGGAGUCUCCAGUGAUGCCUCCACAAGUGGCUGUGGACACAGUUCACUAUAAGAUUUUUAUCUCUGGCAAAAGUGGAGUUGGGAAAACUGCACUUGCUGCUCGUCUCGCUGGUCUGAGUAUUCCUAACUUGCACUAUGAAACAACAGGGAUUGAAACAUCAGUGGUGUAUUGGCCAGUGAAGCUGAAAGACAGCGGCAGAGUGCUUUUCUUCCGUCUACAGCUGUGGGACUGUGGAGAGAACGCCUUACGUAGAUUCGACCAUUUGCUUCCCUCUUGUAAGGAGCAGGUGGACGCCGUCCUUUUCCUGUUUUCCUUCACCGACAGGACAUCCUUUGACGAUCUGUCCAAUCAAAUCGCCAAGUGGAUGGUUCCACCUGUGAGUCCAGUGGUCAAACUGGUGGUUGGCACCAAAUUUGAUCUCUUCAUGCACUGUGACGUGGCAGAGAGAGACGUGAAGCUCUUCCAGGAGAGGUGGAGGUUACCGCUGCUGCGCGUGGGAGGGGAGGUCAGCGACGGCCUGGGUGACGUAGCUCCCGUCCUCAACUGUCUGGCAGAGCAGCUGUGGCAUCAGGAUUGCGUCACAGCGGGAUCCACAGGCAUCCACACACAGGAGACGGAGACUCUUCUCUGAAUACUUAAGAGUUAAAAAAAAAGAAAGAAAAAAACUCAAUGUACAAACACCUCAGUGUCUGCCUUUGAGGAACUGCUUUAGCAGCAGGUCUGAGAAACUUACUUUACACUGGUUUUACCAAGGGAUUUAGUUGAGUCAUGGUAGGAAAAAAAAAAAAGGAAAGAAAAAGUGUUUCAAGGCCGUUUUAAGGUCAGGAUCAGGGUUUAUUUGUGACUUCUCCGUCCCUAAUCACCAGUUUUGGGUCUCCUGACCAGGGCAUGAUGAGUAUCUCACAGCAGUAAAAAGUGAAGGGCCUUUAAAGUAAUGGCUCAAACACUGUAGAACUGUCUCACUUUUUUGCCUUUGCUCCGUGCAUGUCUUUUAGGGUGCUCAGUUUCCUGAGUUCUGCAUACAUUUACAAUGUUUUCUCCUAAUCUUUGUGAUUUGUGUCCUUGUAUUUAAUACCCAUGUGUUUGUAAAUCACUGAAUUCAUUUUUUCCCCCCUCUAUAGCUGCUGUAGAAAAUUUUACUUUAUCUGAAAAUGCAUUUGCUCAGUCAAAACAGAUUAAUUUUACUGUAAAUGCCCAGUUAGCCAUUUAUCAUGACAUGGAUUGAGGCAUGUGCUGUAUAAGUUUGGCUUGAUCAGAUUAUUUUAUUUUUCCGUAAUUUAUAAAAACAAGGCAGGUAUUAAAUACGAGCAACAGCAAAAAAAAAAAAA
This is a messenger RNA of Solea solea (common sole), 1752 nucleotides long. It is a transcript of the gene cplane2, whose product is annotated as ciliogenesis and planar polarity effector 2. NCBI's taxonomy places the organism in Eukaryota, Metazoa, Chordata, Actinopteri, Pleuronectiformes, Soleidae. Gene Ontology annotation, molecular function: GTP binding; GTPase activity. The transcript has 5 exons. The record is from RefSeq and is a predicted model, not a curated record. Bases 300 to 1055 code for a protein of 251 amino acids.